AUUCUCACAAAAUCACCUCUUUGCACGAAACAAAAACCCUUCAAAAUGGCCCUGGGUGCUGGGAUGUCUUUUGAAAUGGUCUUGGUUGAUUCUGGUGUAAAAAUCAGAAGUAUUUCAAACUCUUUUGAUGCUUCUGACCUUUUGAUCAACCCUGUCUUGACAGAGGUGGAUGAUUUUAGGCAAAUGCUUCCUUCUGAUGGACUUGCAUUGACAAUAAUGGAACCUAAACCUAGAUUCCAGCCUCUCCAGGUGCGUGAAGAGAGAUCCAAACAAUUCCCAAGGAAGACUAUUGCUGAGCUAAAGGCCUCUCUCGAGAUAAUUUGGAGGUGUGACAAAUGUAAUACAAACGUCUCCUCUGUUGAAGCAAGGUACUGGCUGCAUCUAGACGUUAUGGAUAACACAGGGGAGAGCAAACUUAUGUUGUUUGAUAGUUUUGUUGAACAAAUCAUAGGUAUUCCAGCUUGUGAUCUCGUGGAUCCCACAACUGAAGAGCUUGAUGAUCCCCUGCCACUCCCUGAUGUUGUGAAAAACAUCAUUGGUAAAACAUACCAGUUUGCUCUUUCUGUUGAGCAAGAUAACAUCUCAAGAGGAAAUGAUGAAUUCAAAGUUUCUGAGGUUUUAACAAGUCAAAACCUUAAUCACCCUGCCCUUGAACCUGAAGUUGAUUAUCCUGUUGAUCUUUCGUCCAUGAGUUCCAGUGACCAGGUUUUGAUGCUGACUAAUAGUUCUCAUAAGGAUGACACUACUAAUACUUCACUGUCUACACCAUCAUCAAAGAGAAAAGAAGAUACUUCGGAUGGAUCUGAUCAAAACUCCACAAGCAAGAAACAAUGCACUGGAAUACAAUCUGAUGUCAAAGACGAUGGUGUCAUUGAUUUAGACACUCCGGAGAAAAAUGAUCAGUCUACUGAUGUUAAAGUCCAAGGUGUCAUUGCUGUAGAUGAUUCGAAGGAACAUGAUCAGCCUAACUUCAUACACAAACUUGAUGAGGCAGGUCAAGAAGCCAUCAACAAAGUAAGUGAAGCAGAACAGAAGAAAGUUCUUUUGAAGAAGAUUAAGAUUGAGAAGCUCGAAGGCCAGAAGGGAGCAAAGUGAGUUGAGUGAAGACUCAUCAAUCUAAAAUAAUGUUGAUCUCAUGGA
Messenger RNA from Arabidopsis arenosa, 1140 nucleotides. The record is from the annotation of a GenBank genome assembly. Lineage: Eukaryota; Viridiplantae; Streptophyta; Magnoliopsida; Brassicales; Brassicaceae.